Nestor notabilis (Kea) is the source of this 2270-nucleotide messenger RNA. It is a transcript of the gene HADHA, whose product is annotated as hydroxyacyl-CoA dehydrogenase/3-ketoacyl-CoA thiolase/enoyl-CoA hydratase (trifunctional protein), alpha subunit. Gene Ontology annotation, cellular component: mitochondrial fatty acid beta-oxidation multienzyme complex; mitochondrion. The transcript has 19 exons. Gene Ontology annotation, biological process: fatty acid beta-oxidation. Gene Ontology annotation, molecular function: long-chain (3S)-3-hydroxyacyl-CoA dehydrogenase (NAD+) activity; enoyl-CoA hydratase activity; NAD+ binding. The record is from RefSeq and is a predicted model, not a curated record. Lineage: Eukaryota; Metazoa; Chordata; Aves; Psittaciformes; Psittacidae. The annotation marks the transcript as partial.
GGUAUGCUUACCGUAACAUCUCCACCUCCACUGCUCUUCAAGCUAGAACCCAUGUUAGCUGUGAUAUCAAAGGAGAUGUUGCUGUUGUACGCUUCAAUGACCCAAAUGCAAAGGUGAACACUCUCUCAAGACAACUGAGCUCAGAGUUUAAUGAGGUAAUGAAUGAGAUCUGGGCCAACGAAGCUGUCAAAAGUGCCGUCCUCAUCUCUUCAAAGCCAGGUUCUUUCAUCGCUGGAGCAGAUAUCAACAUGAUUGAAGCUUGCAAGACUGCUGAGGAAGUGACUCAGCUUUCUCAGGAAGGACAGAAGAUGCUAGAAAAAAUUGAGCAGUCUCCAAAGCCCAUAGUUGCUGCCAUCAGUGGCUCCUGCCUGGGAGGAGGACUGGAGGUUGCCAUUGCCUGUCACUACAGAAUAGCAACAAAGGACAAGAAAACAGUCUUGGCUGCACCUGAAGUGUUACUGGGUAUCCUGCCAGGGGCAGGGGCUACUCAGAGGCUGCCGAAGCUGGUGGGACUUCCUGCUGCCUUUGAUAUGAUGCUGACUGGAAAAAGCAUCCGUCCUGACAAAGCAAAGAAGAUGGGUCUGGUUGACCAGCUGGUGGACUCGCUAGGGCCGGGUAUGAAGUCUCCAGAAACACGAACAAUUGAGUACUUAGAGGAGGUGGCCAUUGGCUUUGCCAGAGGUCUAGCCAACAGGACUGUGUCUGCCAAAAGAUCCAAAGGGCUAAUACAGAAGAUAACAGACUAUGCCAUGGCUCUUCCAUUUGUGAGGCAGCAAGUGUACAAGACAGUGGAAAGCAAAGUUCAGAAACAAACCAAAGGACUCUACCCCGCUCCAGUAAAGAUCAUUGAGGUUGUAAAGACUGGUCUUGAUCAGGGGCAUGACGCUGGAUACCUCACUGAAUCCCAGAACUUUGGCAAACUUGCAAUGACUAAGGAAGCCAAAGCACUGAUGGGACUUUACCAUGGGCAGGUGCACUGCAAGAAGAACAAGUUUGGAGAACCUCAGCGAGAGGUCAAGACUCUGGCAGUGCUGGGAGCAGGGCUCAUGGGAGCUGGCAUUGCACAGGUUUCAGUGGAUAAAGGACUGAAGACCAUUCUGAAGGACACAGCACAGCAAGGCUUGGACAGAGGACAGCAGCAGAUCUUCAAGGGGCUGAACAGCAAGGUGAAGAAGAAGAGUUUGACAUCAUUUGAGAGGGACUCCAUUCUCAGCAACCUUAAGGGCCAGCUGGACUACAAAGGCUUUGAGAAGGCAGACAUGGUGAUUGAGGCUGUGUUUGAGGACAUCAACAUCAAACAUAAAGUGCUGAAGGAAGUGGAGGCUGUGAUCCCUCCUCACUGUAUCUUCGCCAGUAACACAUCUGCCCUCCCAAUCGGCCAAAUUGCUUCUGUUAGCAAGAGGCCAGAGAAGGUGAUCGGGAUGCACUACUUCUCCCCUGUUGACAGAAUGCAGCUGCUGGAAAUCAUCACCACAGACAAAACAUCCCAGGACACAGCUGCUUCUGCUGUUGCUCUUGGCCUCAAACAGGGCAAGGUCGUCAUCGUGGUAAAGGAUGGGCCUGGCUUCUACACCACCAGGUGCCUGGGGCCGAUGCUGGCAGAAGUGGUCCGAGUUCUCCAGGAGGGCAUUGACCCAAAGAAAAUAGACACCCUCUCUACAGCCUUCGGCUUUCCUGUGGGUGCUGUCACAUUGGUUGAUGAGGUGGGUGUGGAUGUGGCCACACACGUGGCUGAGGACCUCGGCAAGGCCUUUGGCGAGCGCUUUGGAGGAGGCAACAUCGAGUUGUUCAAGCUCAUGGUGCAAAAAGGCUUCUUAGGUCGUAAGGCAGGGAAAGGUUUUUAUGUUUACCAGGAAGGGGUGAAGAACAGGAACGUCAAUUCUGGCAUGGACGAGAUCUUAGCACGGUUCCAAGUGCCAGCCAAUCCUGAAGUCUGCACUGAGGAGGACAUCCAGAUGCGCUUGGUGACAAGGUUUGUGAAUGAGGCAGCCAUGUGCCUGCAGGAAGGAAUCCUCAGCAACCCCGUGGAGGGAGAUAUUGGUGCUGUGUUCGGCUUGGGCUUCCCACCAUGCCUGGGAGGUCCCUUCAGGUAUGCAGACUCGUACGGAGCCAAGGAGCUGGUGGACAAGCUGCGCAAGUAUGAGGCCGUGUACGGCUGCCAGUUCACACCAUGCCAGCUGCUGCUGGACUACGCCAAAAACCCGAGCAAGAAAUUCCACCAGUGAGCGUGGCCCCACACCGCCCGCCCAUGACACGCCGACAGCUCGAGC